Messenger RNA from Acaromyces ingoldii, 4350 nucleotides. RefSeq lists its product as hypothetical. The transcript is spliced from 3 exons. Gene Ontology annotation, molecular function: protein binding. The record is from RefSeq and is a predicted model, not a curated record. The coding region runs from base 1 to 4350 and encodes 1449 amino acids. NCBI's taxonomy places the organism in Eukaryota, Fungi, Basidiomycota, Exobasidiomycetes, Exobasidiales, Cryptobasidiaceae.
AUGAAUGCGUAUCCGGCCGAGCUGGUGCAGCAUCACUAUGCUUGCAUGCUCGUUGCCGGCCUGACUGGCUCCGCGUCUUCGUCUCAGCCUCCGCUAGCGCAAGCGCAAGCGCAAGUGCCCCCAUCGCAGCAGCAGCAGCAGCAGCAGCAGCAGCAGGCGCAGUCCUCGACGACCGCUGCACCGGCGGCCGCGAUCAACGGGCCUGGCUCGCCCUCUUCCUCGCCUCCAAGACCGCUGGCGCCCAAGAGGGAAGAGGCGGCCGCCGUCGGACAAGAGGGCCAUGCGGCGCCGACGCCCACUCCGACGCAGGCGUUUCCGGAGCUGUGCAAGGACCUGUGCGAGGUCUUUGACUCGCGGGGCAGGGGCACCGCCUGGGACCCAGCAAAGGGACAGAGCGCAGUCUUUCACUCUGUUCUCGUCGAUGCGAACGUCCGACUGCCGCCCCGGAAGACAAGGCCGACACCGCGGACGCUCUCGAGUGCCUCACCGGAGCAGCAGUCGAUCAUCAACAAUCUCCCGCCGCGGUCUCCGCUCUCGCCAUUGCACCCUUCGAGCCCACUGUUCCCAGAUGGACUCGUUGCGCCCAUCUGGAUGAGAAAGCACCGAGAGCUCGUCCCUGCCAUCUUUGUCGGCUUUCACUGCCUUGCAGAGCCGCCGCCACCACCGCUUCCAAAGAAGGACAAGAAGAAGGAAGAGGGGGAGGAGGAGGAGAAGGAGAAGGAGGGAGAUGACGAGAAGGAAGAGGGGGGAGGCGAGAAGCAACAGCCAGAUGACUUCGAUGCGUCUAUGGCCAAGGCGGGCCAGGAGCUAAAGAGGCGAGACGAAGAGCUCAUCAAGCAGAUUGCAGACAGGAAGCGGACACUGAGCGAGAGGGGCAUCAAGCUCACCGUCGUGCUCCUGACCACAAGAUCGAUGCUAGAAUCACCGGCGCUCGAGACUCGACUAUCGUACAUUCGAAGAUCGUCGAUGCUCGACUCGCGGGCUUCCCUCUUUGUGCUCACGCCCGUGUCCAAGCCCGAGCUUAAUGAGUUUGUCACGUCGCUGCAAUCGGCCCUCUACGACCCUGCACUGGACUACUACCGCGAGCACAUGCGGCGGGCCCGACGGAAACGGGCCAGAUACCCUCCGCCUUCCUCGCUCGUCACGCAGAUCAUGACGGCGGCCGCGCAGCUACGUGGAAACAACAUGCCGAUCAAGGACCCGCCGCUCAGCCGCGAGGGCUGGCUCGUCCGCAACGACGUCAAGCUGGGCACCUUUGCCGAGCUCUCUGCCAAUCUCGCCGAGGCGCUGCAGCACUACGAGACUGCGUACCACAGCCUGUCGACAGAGCUCCUCACGUCGACGCUCCUCUUGCCCCCUCGGACAAAGCGAUGGGCCGAGGCAAAGGUGCUCGCAGAUACGCUCAGCGUGCGCAUCAGCAAGCUGCACCUCUACGCCAAUGACGGAGAGGCGGCCUGGCGACAGUUCCGGUUGCACAUCAAGCGCUUCACCGAGCUCAGCCAGGGGUGGGGCAUCGGCGAGAUGACGUUUGAGUUCUGGUCCUGGCUCGGCAAGCAGUAUCGUCUCAUGGGCGAUCUUCUCGACCUUGGCACUCGGCCGAUGCCAGGCUCACCCCUUCCAGCGUUUGAGGUCCCCCAGCACCACCCGCCGCUACCACCGUUUCUGCUCCAUCCCUCCCACCUCCCCACGCCGACGGCCAGCGGGCAGCACUAUCCGCAGGUCUACAAUCCCCAGCAUGGUCCCUUGCUUCCGCCAAACGAGGCGGCUGUGCAAUCUGGCGUCGCUCCCGCCGCCAUGUGCCCAGGUCCUGGCGAGUGCUUCUACCUCGCUGGCCUCUGCGCCCUGGAGCGAUGGUCGCGCUUCAAGAAGCUGUCGGAGGCCGCAGCGGGCAAGGAAGACGACGGGCAAUGGUCUGUACUCGCACAGGAGAAGAAAGUCGACCAUGCCGCCCAGGCCAUCGACGUCUUUACGAGGGCCUACGAGCUGUUCAAGCGAUUGGGCAAGAUCCGACUCAGCCUGAGCGUCGCGAGCAAGAUUGCGAAUGCGUACCUGGAGAGCGGCCAGCAUGAGAUGGCGCUUCGGUUCCUCGAGCGCAUCGUCAAGACGUAUCGUGUCGAAGGGUGGGAGGCGCCCCUGACAUCACUGCUCUUGCAGUCUUUCGAAUGCGCAACACAGGUCGGUGACGUCGAGAGCCAGGGGAGAGCCCUGAUGGAGCUGUGCAGGCCUUCUGCAGAGACUCUGACGGACGAGCAGCGGGACCAGGUCCGAGACGAGCUGCAGCGAUGGUGGGGUCAACGCGAGAGCCAGACCCCGCUCGAGGUCGAGGCGGAGUCCGUCGAUGGGGCCCUCUGUGUCGACUUUGUCUUUCUCAAGCCGAAGAUCGACCUCGGUGUGGAGCCGGCCGUAUUCCAGCUCCGUCUCUCAUGUCCCGACGACAGCGCGCUGCCCCCGAUUCCGUUUGUGGACGCGCGCAUCUAUUUGGAGGGUGAGAGCGAGGACCCAAUCGUGAUACAGGGGGAAGCAGACGUCAAGGGCGAGUCCGUCUCCCAAAUCGCCAAUGUCGGCGUCAUUGAUCUGACCCGGCGGAGCGACGUGGGGGUGAAGGUGGAUCUGCGCUGGGGAAGAGGCGUCACAAGAACUCUGCAAGGUGCGCUGCGAGCCGACUGGCCACAGACGAUUCGCAUCUCCAGAGUCGUCCUCGCUAGCCCUGCUGUCGAGCUGGUGUUCAACCUGCCCGUGGCAGAUGAGGUGCCGCUGCUCCAGCCGUUCCAGCCACACUGGAUGAUCAACGCCGAUCCACUCCGGCUAGUCGACCUUCGCCAUCGGCAAGAGGAAGCUUGCGUCGUGACGGUCUCGAGAAAGAAGCACAACAUCCGCAUCGAGGUGGUACACGAGGAAUUUGCGUACCUCGACGAAGAUCUCGUUGUUACGAUUCGGCUGCACAACGACGAGGAAAGUCCACGCGAGGGCGAGGAAGAGGUCGAUUGCUCGGUCGAUGUAGUGCUGCAGUCGGGCGAGGCGAAGCUGGUGUGCGAAGAACAGGAGAGCAUCGCCAUGCUGCAGGGCAUCGCUUUCGACAAGAUAAAGUGCGGUUCCAUGGUCGAAAAGACUUUCACCGCCAGGGUGAGCCAGGUGGCCGCGUUUGAGAUUGUGGUGCGCGCCUCUUCGACGGUGGCGCCGACUGGGUCGCAUGCCGCUGAGACACACACGAGCGAGCUUCUCCACCACCUUUCGCUCGGCCUGAGACCUGCUUUCAGCUGUCAGUUCUCGGCUGCAUGGCGAGUGGGUGAGGCAAAGUCGCGACAGAUUACACCGCCAAACAACAGCAACAGCAACAGCAAUGGCGGUGGCGGUGCGACGACGCCGGACUCUGAUCCUGGCAGCGAAGUGGAUGGUGUCUCGUCUCUGGGCAUCAACCUGGAUCAGGCGCCCGUUAGCACCAUUGCGGCUGUCAAUGCCUGCCUCAACGUCACUGCGCCUACGACGCUCGUCAUUGAGACGGUCAAGCUCGUAUUGGACCCUGCGAACAAGUACCUGCGUCAGCUGGAAGACCAGGAAGCAGGGGCGGGCGUCGUUGGUGGAGAGUGGAUCCGGGGAGAUCGCUGGGGUGGCGUGUACGACGUCGAGGUCCUCUCAGCAGGUCCUGCUUCCAACACAGAAGAGCAAGAAACGGUUGGCCCGACUGGCCACCUCGAGGUGAGAUGGAGGAGGUCCACCUCGUCGUCUUCCGCCGCGGGAGUCACAACUACCAGACUGCCGCUCCCCCUUCUCGUCCCACCCCAUCUUCUCGCUCGGCUCGUUGUUUCUGCGGCCCCCGUUGCCUCGAUUGAGGCGCCCCUCGUAGUGCUCCUCUCGCUCGUCAACCCGUCCAAGAAGUCGGCCGUCGACGUCUUUGUGGUCCUCGACGAGCACGAGCGCUCGGCCUUCCACCUCAGCGGGCCCCGCAGCUUCACGGUGCCCAACUUGCUUCCGCGCAGCACCAGGAGCGUGCCCGUGCAGAUGUAUGCGCGCGCAGAAGGGCUCCAGUACCUGCCGCGCAUCCGUGCCUGGCAAAAGGAGCGAGCAGAGAAGCAAAGCCAGCAGGCCGCCGGCACUGCGACGAUCAUCAACGAGACGCAGGGCGGCGGCGUGCCCCUCGAGGUCCGCUUCCGCCACGGCACGGGCGCCGCGAGCCUCUCGGCCGUGGGCCAAAAGGCCCUGGCGCAGCUCCAGGUCGCACAGCAGGCGCAGCCGUCGUCAAUGAAGGAGUGGCGCGAUCGGCGCAACUCAUCCUUAGCCGUCCUCAUCCAUGGCCCCGGCGGCGCGAGCGGUGCCGAAGCAGCACAACAGCAACGUCAUCAGACUUCAUGA